Molecule: messenger RNA, 438 nt
Organism: Dentiscutata erythropus
Lineage: Eukaryota; Fungi; Glomeromycota; Glomeromycetes; Diversisporales; Gigasporaceae
Source: the annotation of a GenBank genome assembly
CAAAAGUAUUGUGCUUGUAAUUUAGAGAUAAAACCAACUCGAAAAGAUACUUGUCCAGAUCGAACUAUUCGAGGUCAACAAAUUCAUAACAGAAGUUAUAAAGUUUCUAAAACCCGUUCAGCUCAAGUUAAUUGGUUAAAAGAGUGUGACAAAUUUUUUGGAUUUAACACUAAUUUCAAUAAGAAUUUUGAUCUAACGCUUUGCUUAGCAUGCAAUUCUAAACAUGAUCAGGCUAAAAGUUUAUAUAGUCAAAGUACAAAUAAUCCAAGUGAUAAAAGUGAACUAGAUAGUGAAACAGAAACUGAUGAUCUAAAUGAAUUAAAAGUAAAGCUUAUUAUUGAUGCAAAAAAAAAUAGCCCGCCUGGAAAAUUGCUUGAUACUGAUACUGAUACUAUUACGGAUGAAAUUAGUGAUGAUGAAAAUAUGACGAAAAAAAGU